AUGGCAUCAUUUUUGUGGUUCUCUGGAUAUGCAAUCAGCUCACUGAUCGUCUUCGUCUUCGUCAACGUUCUACGGCAAUUUCUUCCUCGCCGGAAAAGCGAGCCACCUCUCGUCUUUAAUUGUGUGCCGUUUGUUGGGAACGCUGUUGCAUAUGGUCAGAAUCCGCACCGCUUUCUGGAGGAUUGCCGGAGAAAGCACGGAGAUAUAUUCACAUUUGUGCUCUUUGGGCGUAAAAUGACCUGCUAUCUCGGCUGUAGUGGCAACGACUUCAUCCUCAAUGCUAAGCACAGCGACUGCAACGCAGAAGACAUCUAUGGCCCAUUGACGAUCCCGAUGUUUGGUACGGACGUCGUGUACGACUGCCCUAAUGAGAAACUUAUGGAACAGAAGAGGUUUAUCAAAUUCGGCCUUUCGCAGGAAGCCCUUAAAGAACACGUCUCACUUAUCGAAAGAGAAGUUCUUGACUACAUCAAGACAACACAAUCGCUGAAAGGUCGACUUGGACAGCUGAAUGUCACCCCAUCCAUGGCCGAGCUCACAAUAUUUACAGCCGCCCGGGCCCUUCAAGGGGCCGAGGUGCGAAGCAAGCUGGAUAGAGGAAUGGCAAGGCUUUAUCACGACCUUGAUUUGGGCUUCCAACCAAUCAACUUCCUCCUCCCCUGGGCUCCCUUGCCACACAAUCGCCGGCGGGAUAUAGCGCAUGUGAAGAUUCGUAAAAUAUUCACAGAUAUCAUUGCAGAGCGCCGCAAAGUCGAAUUAGAAGGAGGCGAAGUCGAACACGACAUGAUAUGGAACCUCAUGCACUCAACUUACAAGAAUGGAACACCAGUACCUGACAAGGAGAUAGCACAUAUUAUGAUAACGCUACUGAUGGGCGGUCAGCACUCCAGUUCCGCCGCUUCUUCCUGGACCCUUCUGGAAUUGGCAGCAAGGCCUGAUAUUCAGGAAGAACUAUACCAGGAACAAGUACGGAAUCUAAGCGAAAGCGGUAACGGAUAUUUACGUCCACUCCAAUACAGUGAUCUGGACAAGAUGCCCCUUCUGCAGGGCGUCAUCAAGGAGACACUGAGAGUGCACCCUUCAAUCCUCGCCAUUCUGCGCAAAGUCACGAAGCCAAUGCCCGUUCCUGGCACUCCGUAUGUUGUCGGUACGGAUAAGGUGCUCCUCGCUUCCCCCAGUAUCACCGCCAUGAGCGAAGAAUACUUUCCCGACGCGAAGAAGUGGAAGCCUCACCGCUGGUUAUCACGUUCAGAUAACGACGAGCAAGACACCGAGAUCGUAGAUUACGGUUAUGGGCCCAUCAACAAGGGGACGAAGUCUCCCUUUAUACCUUUCGGUGCCGGCAGGCAUCGAUGUAUAGGAGAGAAAGCCUCGUACGUUAAUCUGAGUGUCAUCAUUGCGACUUUGGUCCGUCACUUCAGAUUCUCAACCGUUGAUGGCUCCAGCAUUGUCCCAGAGACAGAUUAUACAUCGAUGUUCGCAACCCCGAAGUGGCCCGCCAUUAUCCGAUGGGAACGUCGAGAGGAAGCCGCUGUCUGA
Molecule: messenger RNA, 1539 nt
Organism: Westerdykella ornata
Lineage: Eukaryota; Fungi; Ascomycota; Dothideomycetes; Pleosporales; Sporormiaceae
Product: cytochrome P450 51A
Exons: 2
Coding region: 1-1539 (512 amino acids)
Biological process (GO): ergosterol biosynthetic process
Molecular function (GO): iron ion binding; monooxygenase activity; oxidoreductase activity, acting on paired donors, with incorporation or reduction of molecular oxygen
Source: RefSeq, a predicted model, not a curated record